ACUGCUUUGGUGAAGUAGCAAACUUAACUUUGUCUGCUGUCCACUCUGCCCGCCAACUGCUUUUAUAUCGUCUCCGCUCCUCGUGCCAAUUCUUAGACUCAGCCUGGUCUGCUUCUAAUACAUUCAAUAGAACAAUAGACACGAUAGAGUGCUGUUGAUGAUUCACUCCCUGCGGUCAUUCAUCAGGACAAAGCAGUGCUACUAUCUGGCUACUACAGCAACAGUUGCAUCAUCAUUUCUCUUAUACAACUCGGCUGCACCUGCUUUUGGAUCCAAAUUCAGCUUUUCUCGAUAUUCUUCUUACAGCACAUCUACUCACGGUUCUUCAAUUGUCCCCGACAUGCUCACGAACCAACUCCCAUUCGGCGGAUCGUCCGGAAGUGGCUCGUCACCACCCUUCACCGUCCUCGCGUCAGCGCUGGAGAAGCCCGAGCUCGACAAUCGCAAAUACAAAGUGAUCAAGCUAUCUAACGAGCUCGAGGCACUGCUGAUCCAAGACCCCGAGACCGACAAGGCUUCAGCUGCUCUCGAUGUCAAAGUCGGCAGCUUCUCUGAUCCUGCUGACCUCCAAGGACUGGCUCACUUUUGCGAGCAUCUGCUCUUCAUGGGUAACGAGAAGUACCCGAAGGAGAACGAAUACAGCGAGUACCUGUCCUCUCAUUCCGGCCACUCGAACGCAUACACCGACACUUGCGAUACGAACUACUACUUUGAAGUCGGCCAUGAGCACUUGGAAGGUGCUCUUGAUCGGUUUGCCCAGUUCUUCAUCGCGCCUUUGUUUUUGGCUGACUGCAAGGACCGUGAGAUCCGCGCUGUCGACUCGGAGAACAAAAAGAAUCUCCAGUCUGAUAUGUGGCGUCUGCAUCAACUAGACAAAGCUCUUGCCAAUCCCGACCAUCCGUUCUCGAACUUCAGCACCGGAAACCUCGACACUCUAGAGGUCUGGCCGACCGCAAAGGGAAUAGAUGUCCGAGAUGAGUUACUCAAGUUCCAUGCAAAGUAUUACUCGGCAAAUGUGAUGAAGUUGGUAGUCCUGGGUCGGGAACCGCUGGACGUUCUCGAGCAGUGGACGAUUGAAAAGUUUUCUCCAGUCAAGAACAACAAUUCUUCGUAUCCCAAGUUUCCCGGCCAAGCGUUUACGGAGAAUGAGAUGCAAAAAGCCAUUUUUGCAAAGCCAGUUAUGGAUGAUCGUUCUAUGGAGCUGACGUUCUUGUUCCCGGACCAGCGUCCUUUCUACAAGAGCCAUCCCGCGCAGUACUUUUCUCAUCUCAUCGGACAUGAAGGUCAGGGAUCUAUUCUUCACUACUUGAAGAAGAAAUCCUGGGCGAAUUCACUUUCUGCCGGGUCAUACCAUAUCUGUGAUGGAUCCGAGGUAUUUUCUAUCUCGGUCGACAUGACAAAGGAAGGCCUGAAGGAGUAUGAAUCGAUUAUUGUUGCCAUUUUUCAGUAUUUGAAAUUGCUGCGAUCUACUCCUCCUCAGGAAUGGAUUUACGAAGAGUUGCGUGAUGUCGCUGCCUCUAAUUUCAGAUUCAGACAAAAGGCAUCUGCAUCGACUACGACCUCCAGACUUGCGGCAGUCAUGCAGCGACCUCUUCCUAGAGAAUGGUUGAUGAGCGGACCGGCUCUGUAUAGAGAGUUCGACGCUGAUCAGAUUGCGAAGUCUGUCGAAUACUUCACUCCUGAUGCCUUCCGAUUUGUGCUUACGAGCCAAGAGUUUCCCGGCGACUGGGACCAGAAGGAGAAAUGGUACGGAACUGAGUAUAAGGUGGAACCGCUCAGCUCUGAGUUGUUGAACAAGAUUAAAAACGCACCAGAGUCACCGGAGCUUCAUCUCCCGGGAAAGAACGAGUUCAUUGCGACCGACUUUUCGGUUGACAAAAAGGAGAUUGAGAAGCCUGCUAAGAAUCCUGUGUUGCUCCGCGAUGGAAAGGAUUUGAAGCUGUGGUACAAGAAAGAUGAUUCGUUCUGGGUUCCGAAAGCGAACGUGUACAUCAGCCUUAGAAACCCAAUCACUUGCGCGACUCCUGCCAAUCUAGUCAAGGGUAGACUCUUUAUGGAGUUGGUAAGCGACUCUUUGAAUGCAUAUGCGUAUGACGCUGCUAUCGCGGGACUCAGCUACAGCGUCGAAUUGGCUUGGGAUGGCAUAUCGAUCUCUGCCCAGGGAUUCAACCACAAGCUUCCGAUUCUGCUUGAGAAAGUGAUUGAGGAACUGAAAGAUUUCAAAGUCGAUCCUGAGCGGUUCAAAGUGUUUAGAGAACAACUCCAACAAGAGUACAAAAACACAAUGCUCCAGACGCCGUACCAGCAGAUUGGAUUCUACACUUCCUACCUUUUUUCGCAGACUGCGUUUUUGACGGAAGAGAAGCUCGCUGAGCUGGAGUCUGUUACUGCAGAGGACGUGCAGGUUUUUAUUCCUCAGGUCUUGCGGCAGUUUAACGCAGAGAUUCUUGUCCAUGGAAAUAUUCAGAAAGAGGAUGCGCUCAAUAUCGCGAAGCUUGUUGACGAGACGUUGACGCACAACCCUCUUCCUAUUUCUCUGGAUAUCCGACAGCGCUCGCUUGUUCUUCCCAAAGGAUCGAAAUUUGCGUAUAAGCGUCCAUUGGCGGAUGACAAAAACAUCAACUCGUGCAUUGAAUACUUCUGCCAAGUAUGCCCACUGAAAGAGCGCCGAAUCCGCACGACGCUGAGUGUGCUCGCGCAAAUCAUAAACGAGCCGGCGUUUAACCAGCUCCGAACUAAGGAGCAGCUCGGGUACGUUGUCUUUUCUGGAAUCCGGCUCACCAAGACGCUUGCCGGUUUGCGGGUUUUGAUUCAAUCGGAAAAGUCUACGGAGUACUUGGAGAGCCGGAUCGAUGCUUUCUUCGAUAAGGUGGGCGAUAUACUUAAGCAGAUGCCUGCGGACGAGUAUGAGAAGCAGGUGAAGAGUAUCAUCGCGAAGCGGAAGGAGAAGUUCAAGAACUUGAAUGAGGAGAGCAAUCAUUACUGGAACCAUAUCUCGAGCGGAUACUAUGACUUUUUCAGAGAUGACAUUGAUAUCGAGCUUCUUGGCGAGAUCAAGAAAGAAGAGGUCAUUGACUUGUUCUACAAGUACGUGCACAAAUCAUCCAAAGAACGCGCGGCAGCCAUCGUUCAGCUUCAAUCAGUCUGCGUGCCGCCGGUAGCCGAUCUGUCUACCCUCUUGAAAUCCAAGGUGACGGACAUGUGGAGCAAGUUUGAGCUUCCUGCGGACAAAACGCUCUCUGAGAAGGUAAUCGAGCAGGCUGCUAGCGACGCGGAUCCGGUUUCGGCACUCAAGGCCUCGUUUGAGAAACUGGGUUUGCUCGACGCCUGGACGAAGAAUGGGAUCGAGGAACAGAUUACGGAGCAGAUUAGACUAUCUGCGCCUAUGACUGCGGACGAGGAUGAGAAGGUUAUUACUGAUGUCUCUUUGUUCAGGUCUCAGCUUGAAGUCUCGCCCGCGUCUGCGCCUGUGAAUGAUCUUUCGAUGUUUAAAGAGCCGAGUGCUAAACUGUGAGAGACUAGUGGGGGUUUUAGGGCGGCGUGUAAGCUUAAGUCACUACUCUGAAUGGAUG
Messenger RNA from Myxozyma melibiosi, 3572 nucleotides. RefSeq names its product a-pheromone processing metallopeptidase Ste23. The transcript is spliced from 6 exons. Gene Ontology annotation, molecular function: metalloendopeptidase activity; metal ion binding. Gene Ontology annotation, cellular component: cytosol; mitochondrion. The coding region runs from base 158 to 3514 and encodes 1118 amino acids. Gene Ontology annotation, biological process: peptide catabolic process. The record is from RefSeq and is a predicted model, not a curated record. Lineage: Eukaryota; Fungi; Ascomycota; Lipomycetes; Lipomycetales; Lipomycetaceae.